AUGGAUUACUUGAAAUCUGUUGUCCCAUCUCAGAUUGUAUCUGAACGAGGAUCAAAUCUCGUUGUCAUCAACCCAGGAUCUGCAAAUGUAAGAAUAGGAUUAGCUAAGCAAGAGACACCCUUCAAUGUCCCUCAUUGCAUUGCUAGGCGCAACACACAAACCGGGAAACCAAACGUUAUUGAUCAGAUGCUUAACACUCAGGUCACAACUAAUCAACACGUUGAACGUGAGAGAGCUUACAAUACUGCUGCGUCGCUGUUGAAGAUACCGUUAUUGGAUGAAAGUUCUUCUUUUGGCUCUUCAUCAUCACGCAAGGUGGCGAGGACUAUUGGAUACAAUCAACCGUGUACUACAACGAAGAAAGAUACCGUCUUUACUUGGACUAACGUGUAUGAGGAUGAUCCUAGUUCGCCUGCAACAUCAGACACUUCUGCUGAUAAAGCUGAAGCCAGCGAAACUGGAGCUGCUACUGACUUUAAGGUUACUGGUGAGAGUAAGCGCAAGUAUAGGGAGAUGAUUUUUGGUGAAGAAGCUUUGAAAAUAUCUUCCAAAGAGCCAUAUUGCUUACACCGUCCUAUUCGUAGAGGUCACUUCAAUGUUUCGCCACAUUAUUCAGCGCAACAGGUUUGUGAGGACAUGGCCGCUAUUUGGGACUGGGUUUUAUUAGAUAAACUUAACAUAGUUCACAGUGAGAGAAACAAGUACUCUGCUGUUCUUGUUGUCCCGGAAACAUUUGACAGCCGCGAGAUAAAGGAAAUGCUAACUAUUGUGCUGCGAGACCUACGCUUUAACUCAGCCGUAGUCCACCAGGAAGGUCUAUCCGCCAUUUUUGGGAACGGUUUGUCAACGGCUUGUAUUGUGAAUAUGGGAGCCCAGACAAGCACAGUUGUUUGCAUUGAGGACGGAGUCUCAUUGCCAAAUACUGAAAAGAUUUUACCUUUCGGAGGAGAGGAUAUAUGUAGAUGUCUUCUAUGGAUUCAGAGCAAUAGCCAUAACUGGCCAAAAAUCCACACAGACGUUUUGGCAAAGCCAGUCGAUCUGCUGAUGCUUAAUCAGAUCAAGGAGUCAUAUUGUGAAAUUAAAGAAGGAGAUCUUGAGACAGUUGCAACUGUUCAUUCUUACGAGGACGACGGCAUGUUUUCUGUGCCUCACAAGACAAAUCUCACUGCACUUAACGUUCCACCAAUGGGUCUGUUUUAUCCUAACCUUCUGGUCCCUGAAGUGUUUCCACAGCCACCACGUACAUGGUUCCACGACCACGAGAAUAUGUUGGAGGAAACAUGGAACAUGGACUAUGCAGGUGGUGGUGGUAAUAUGGGACUACCAGUGUGGGAUAGCUUUGCAGCUUCCCCGUUUAAACCUAAGAAAGAAGAGAAGAUUGGUCUCGCCGAAGCCAUUACAAGCAGCAUUCUCUCUGCUGGACGUAUAGAGCUUCAGCGAAAGCUAUUCUCUAGCAUACAAUUGGUUGGUGGUGUUGGUUUGACUAAAGGUCUUGUCUCAGCCGUGGAAGAAAGAGUUCUUCAUGCGAUACCUCCAACGGAAGCCAUUGACACGGUGGAGGUUCUGCAGUCAAGAAUGGACCCAACAUUCAUAUCUUGGAAAGGAGGAGCGAUAUUAGGAAUCUUGGAUUUUGGGAGAGAGGCUUGGAUAAACAGAAAGGAGUGGAUGCAAAAUGGGAUUCACGUAGGGAGUGGGAGGAAGUAUAGAGACUCUUAUUACCUUCAAGCACAAGCAAUGUGUUUCAUUAGCUCCUAG
This is a messenger RNA of Microthlaspi erraticum, 1755 nucleotides long. The record is from the annotation of a GenBank genome assembly. NCBI's taxonomy places the organism in Eukaryota, Viridiplantae, Streptophyta, Magnoliopsida, Brassicales, Brassicaceae.